Thrips palmi is the source of this 614-nucleotide messenger RNA. It is a transcript of the gene ND-13A, whose product is annotated as NADH dehydrogenase [ubiquinone] iron-sulfur protein 6, mitochondrial. Gene Ontology annotation, biological process: mitochondrial electron transport, NADH to ubiquinone. NCBI's taxonomy places the organism in Eukaryota, Metazoa, Arthropoda, Insecta, Thysanoptera, Thripidae. The transcript is spliced from 3 exons. Bases 118 to 516 code for a protein of 132 amino acids. The record is from RefSeq and is a predicted model, not a curated record.
GUCUGCUGUCUGCUACCCAGCUGAUGGAAACCAAAACCUUCAUUCAACAUUGACUUGUGCAGCCAAAACACCUAAGUUUAUCAGAGGAACGGUCCCAGUGGUUGGGAUCUUGCCACCAUGGCCACAAAUCGAGGUCUUGUUGCUUUAGGCAACUCUUGGAGGCUUUCACGCAGCGUCGGCGACGUUUCCAAGUUCAACAAAACUCUGAUACGCUGCGCGUCUUCUAACCUCCCUUCUGACAAAGUUACACACACUGGACAAGUAAGCCUUUCAUGGGAAGAGGACGACUACAGGAUGGCGCGCUUUGUUGGCAAAACCAAAUUAGUAAAUGAGAAUUGGGCUGCUAAGCUCAUCGACAGUGUUCCUCCAGAGAACAGGAAGGAGCGUGUUGUGUCUUGUGAUGGUGGCGGCGGCCCAACUGGCCACCCUAAAGUCUACAUCAAUCUGGAUAAGCCAGGAAAUCACGCCUGCUUAUACUGCGGCCUUCGUUUCCACAAGGAAGACAGUCACCACUAAUACCUAUGUUGUUUUUAGAUUUUUAAAUAGAAAAUGUUAUUUGAAAGUAAUCUAUCCGAUUGUGAACUCUUCUGGUUAAAUAAAUUUCUCAACUGAUA